GACGAGCGAGCGGAUGGACGCUGAUCUGGACCCGGUAAGCGAGCGCGGGGACGCGGACGCUGGCCACCCGGCGGCGUGCUCGUCGAACGGCAGCGGCGGUGAGGAGGAUGACGCCGAAGUCGAAGCUCAUGGCCGGGUGGUGGGAGGCGGCGGCGACUCUGGCAGCCAGCGGACACUGGAGAGGGGCGUCCUGCUCGGCGGCCGAGAGCAGGAAGUAUCGGUGGAGAUCGGAGAAACGUACUUGUGCCAACGAGCCGAUAAAACAUGGCAUGCAGCAGAAGUGAUUCAAUCUCGACUAAAUGAGCAGGAAGGAAGAGAAGAGUUCUAUGUGCAUUAUGUGGGCUUCAACAGGCGUCUUGACGAGUGGGUGGGCAAACCUCGGCUGGCCCUCACCAAGACGGUGAAGGAUGCAGUGAGGAAGAGCGUGGAGGUGGGCGGCAUGGGCGACAUCGGCGAGCAGCCCGAGCGGAAAAUCACUCGCAACCAGAAGCGCAAACACGAUGAGAUCAACCACGUGCAGAAGACAUAUGCUGAGAUGGACCCAACCACGGCGGCGCUGGAGAAGGAACAUGAAGCGAUUACCAAGGUGAAAUACGUGGACAAGAUCCAGAUCGGAAACUUCGAGAUCGACGCGUGGUACUUUUCGCCGUUCCCCGAGGAUUACGGCAAGCAGCCCAAGCUCUGGAUCUGCGAGUACUGCCUCAAGUACAUGAAGUACGAAAACACCUUCAGGCACCACCUGUCCAACUGCCAGUGGAAGCAGCCUCCAGGCAAAGAGAUCUACCGCAGGAGCAACAUCUCCGUCUUUGAGGUGGAUGGACGCGACCACAAGAUCUACUGCCAGAACUUGUGUCUGCUGGCCAAACUGUUCCUGGACCACAAAACGCUUUAUUUCGAUGUGGAGCCCUUCAUCUUCUAUAUCCUCACCGAGGUCAACAAGCAGGGGGCGCACAUAGUCGGAUACUUCUCCAAAGAGAAGGAAUCACCGGAUGGGAACAACGUUGCCUGCAUCUUGACUCUGCCACCGUACCAACGUCGCGGUUAUGGGAAAUUCCUCAUUGCCUUCAGUUACGAGCUGUCCAAGUUGGAGAGUGCAGUGGGUUCGCCGGAGAAGCCGCUGUCUGACCUCGGCAAGCUGAGCUACCGCAGUUACUGGUCGUGGGUUCUUUUGGAGAUCCUCAGAGACUUCAGGGGAACGCUUUCUAUCAAAGAUCUUAGCCAGAUGACGAGCAUCACACAGAGCGACAUCAUCAGCACGCUGCAGUCGCUCAACAUGGUCAAGUACUGGAAAGGCCAGCACGUCAUCUGCGUCACCCCCAAACUGGUUGAAGAGCACCUCAAGAGCGCGCAGUACAAGAAGCCGCCCAUCACAGUGGACACGCUGUGCCUCAAGUGGGCGCCUCCCAAAAACAAACAGGCCAAGUUGUCCAAGAAGUGAAAGGAAGAGGACGCCACCGCCAUUGUAAAUAUGUGCUAUACUGUGUUGUUACUUUCUUAAAAUAAAGCUCCGCCACCCCCCAAAACAAAUUGUUGUGUGGACCCGUGUCAGCUAU
Messenger RNA from Syngnathoides biaculeatus (alligator pipefish), 1553 nucleotides. RefSeq names its product K(lysine) acetyltransferase 8 (gene kat8). NCBI's taxonomy places the organism in Eukaryota, Metazoa, Chordata, Actinopteri, Syngnathiformes, Syngnathidae. Gene Ontology annotation, molecular function: histone acetyltransferase activity. The transcript is spliced from 11 exons. The record is from RefSeq and is a predicted model, not a curated record. Gene Ontology annotation, biological process: regulation of DNA-templated transcription. Bases 14 to 1438 code for a protein of 474 amino acids.